Triticum turgidum subsp. durum (durum wheat) is the source of this 570-nucleotide messenger RNA. NCBI's taxonomy places the organism in Eukaryota, Viridiplantae, Streptophyta, Magnoliopsida, Poales, Poaceae. The record is from the annotation of a GenBank genome assembly.
AUGGGUCGGCCCAAAGCACGUGCCAGGCCGAUCCCCGAGCUGGGGCCUUCGGUUUAUGUUGGCGUGCCAGCCCAUAUGCUUACUGGGCGUCGGACUUUUCGCGGGACUACGACGGGGCGUGCCUGCAGAUGCGCAUGUCCUACAUGCCCCGCUGCGAACAUUUUCCUCUUCCUCCUGCAGCGGACCGACUGCAGCAUCGCCGGCGCCCCCGGCCUCCUCAGGAUCCCCAUCUACAAGGUUUAUGUGGACGGCACCACAACCAUUUGUCCACCCACGAAAGGAAACCCAGCACCAAGGAAUUCUUUCUACGCUGUGACAUUUCCCUCCCUUGUGCAACUGGAACACGGGAUCAGCGACACCGACGACCCGAGGCAGAGGGUGGUGUGCUCGGAGAGGUACAGGAGGAGAGACGGCGAGGGGGAGGAUAGCAAGAGGCCGGUCUCCAAGAUAGAAGAGGAGUGUGGGAUCCGCGUGGAGUUAAACAGCAGGGCUGUGCUGCAUCCACGACAUGUGCAUCGAGUGCUACAGCCAAUGUUCAACUUCAACCAACGAGUAAUUAAGCUGGCAUGA